Molecule: messenger RNA, 1161 nt
Organism: Phycomyces blakesleeanus NRRL 1555(-)
Lineage: Eukaryota; Fungi; Mucoromycota; Mucoromycetes; Mucorales; Phycomycetaceae
Product: C2H2-type zinc finger transcription factor
Exons: 4
Molecular function (GO): protein binding
Source: RefSeq, a predicted model, not a curated record
ACACCACCCGAGGAUUCUCUUGUCAAUGCUGUCAAGCAAUUAAAGAUUGACUUUCCUGAGUAUGGAAUCAAGAAGAUUGCUGCCAAGUUGGCCGAGAAAGAGCCAAAGUGGGCUGUGUCGGAGAAGCGUGUAAAGAAGGUCAUGCAAGCCCAGGGUUUGACCCAAACCGAGCCUGUUGUGAAGAAGAGUGGUGUUGAAGACGACCCUUCAGUCCCCGUUUCAUACAUUGACCCAACUCUCGAUAUUGCCUCUAUCUCACCAAACAUUGUUGCCAAGAUGGUAGAUCGCGUUACUGGCAAGGGUUUGUUUGCUGCCCGUGAUAUUGCAAAGGACGAAAUCAUCUUCCAGGAAUUGCCGUUUGCCUACUUCCCUUCAUGGGAAGGAUUCUCGAUGGCUCGACAGGGCAAUGCGUGUGGUAUGUGUGUGAAGCCUCUGUUGCGCUCCAGCGUGCUCUCGAUCCACUGCAGCCACUGCAAUUUGACUUACUGCAGCAAGGCAUGCCGCUCGCACGCCUGGGAAACCUUCCACCCGCUCGAGUGCACCCACUUGAACCCUGCCAUCCGCCCGUUCCUCAACUUCUGUGAAGGCGAGUCCUGGUCAGCACCAAUGGCUGUAGCCCGCAUGUACGCCCAUAUCAUCCUGGCCAACCAGCGUGGCGAGCUCGACACUGUCUUGGCUCACUACGAUGCGUUUGCAACUGUCAACCAGGCCGAGCGUCAGGCCAAGGAGACCGAGUGGAUUUUCAUGGAACAUCCUACUCGUGAGUUGUGGGCAAAAGCAAGAUCUUUAUUGGCAAAGGCUUAUAACCCACCUGCCAAGAAAUGCAAGAUCACCAAACCUUUGCCUGAAGAUCUGGCCAAGAAGCUCUUUGAGGACGAAGACACGUUCUUGAACUACCUUGGCAAAUUCAACAUCAACAACCAGAGCGGUGGAAUGUACAUGGUCCAGUCGCACAUCAACCAUAGCUGCUCGCCAAACGUGUGCAUCGAAUUCCCUGGCCAGACCCAAUACAAAUUGGCAGUUCGUGCAGUGCGUGAUUUGCGCAAGGGUGAACAGCUUUUCGAGACCUAUGUGAACCCUCGGUGGAACAAGGAAACCAGAGUCAAUUAUCUGAACAAGAGUUAUAUGUUCCAGUGCAAAUGUCCCAGAUGUGAAUCUGAC